GGUAACGCGAACCGAAACGUAUAUGGGUGAACAGGAACGAAUCUGAAAGUGAGGAAGGAAGUAAACUGUUUGUUUCUCGAAGGACGUUUUUAUUAAAAUAUGAAAAUGAUGUUACUAUUCUUGUCUUCCUAAGGUUUUUGGUUUCAUUUUUAAUUGAAAUACUCAUUUAUUCAUAUGCGCAGUAAAAAUGAUCUAAAUAUAACUCUUAUUUGAAACAUAUAAUUUAAUUCGCGAAUUUCUUGCUGAGCGUUCUGUUAAUGUGCGGAUAUUCUGUUUUUAAAUUCCUUGUGAGAUAUAUUCCUGAAUAAGUCAUUCAGCGUUUAUAACACAUAUAUGAUUGUGAAAAAAAAAAAGGAAAGGGAAUGUCGACAGCACGGAUCCUCUUAAACAUUUCGUCAGCUGAUGUUGUUCGUUUGAAUUGCCAUCCAAGGAACUAGGAGGAAACUCUAUGAUGGUAGUGAUAAGGAGCGCGCCUUGCUUCCCCACGUGUGUGCCGAAAAAUAUGACAAUCCUAGGUAUAAGCACAGAGAGAAAAUUGUAUUUUCAUCAGAAAGUAUGGAUACAAAUCAAUCAUUUAUGAAAGAAAGAUGUCAGUCUGGAGAGAAAGAUGAACCAAAUAAACAAGUAGACAAUAUCUCUAAACAGGACUCUCAUUUUUAUGAUAUCUCACCUAAAGAAAGGCUAUUAGCUUCAGAUGAAACUGAUGAACAUGUUACCCCCAAUAUAUCAAAUCUUAGAAAUGAAUGUACUGACUCCCCUAGAACUAAACUUGCUAAAUUUAUACCUGAAAGACCUUUUAAAAUAAAUGGAAAUGUAAGUCAAGUAUGUGAUAGUAAAAUAUUUAUAAAGCCUACUAGUUUUACAAAUGGAAGUAGAAGUUUCCAUGUUGCUCUUUCAAUGGAGGAGGAAGAGGAUGAAGAAUAUCCCAAUGAGCACACAUAUUCUAAAAGCUGUGAUUGUGCUGAUGAAAUUAUUGAAGCAAUGCAACAAAAUAUUCCAGCAAUUUCCCGCAGCGUGUCGGAAGAUUUUUUGCAAAGGUCUGAUGCAGCUCUUCAGAGGAGGAUAUCAGUUGUGGCCACUAGUAAAGGAAAGCUAAUGGGAGUACCAAGAGUUCGGCCUGGGGAGAAAUUACUUGUAAGGUCACCUUCAUCAAGUAGUCAACCUAUUUCUAGGACACAACAGAGAAUCCUGAGUGUCAGCAGUGAUGUACCAAAGAAAUCAAGGUUUACAGCUGAGCAGAAAUGGAUUGCUUUUUGCUUGUGUUUAGUGGAUUUUACUGCAUUCCUAAGUAUGUCCAUAAUAGCUCCAUUUUUUCCGCAGGAGGCUGCCAGUAAAGGGAUGCGAGAAGCUGUAUCUGGCUUUGUUUUUAGUAUUUAUGCAUUAGUUAUUAUGAUAUCUUCUCCUGUGUUUGGAAAAAUACUUCCUCAUGUUGGUGCUAAAUUUAUGUUUCUUUGUGGAGUUGGAUUUUGUGGUGGAUGUAAUGUGUUAUUUGGAUUAUUAGAUAAAGUCAAUGGACAAGUAGAGUUUGCUGUACUUUGUUUCGUCGUACGAUCAUUUGAAGCAUUAGGAGCAGCUGCCUUUUGCACUGCGUCAUGCACAAUACUCAUUGAUCAGUUUCCAGAUGACAUAGGCACAGUAUUUGGUUUUACCGAAACAUGCAUUGGAGUUGGAAUGAGUAUUGGUCCUGCUCUUGGUGGCGCUCUUUAUGCUGUUGGUGGAUUUGGCUUACCAUUUUUCACCCUUGGAGGCUUAGUCAUGCUUGUAGUUCCUUUAUGCUGGUAUUUGCUACGAAAUGUGAAAGAUCCUGAAGGAUUAAUGAAACCUCCAGUUUCUUACAAAAAGUUAUUAUCCAUGCCACAUGUUGUAGUUGUUUGCCUUAUUUUAGCAGUUUCAUCUCAAGCUCAAGGAUUUAUAGAUCCCACCUUAGAGCCCCAUAUGCGACAGUAUGGUUUAGAUGCUAGCAUAGUGGGUUUACUCUUUCUUCUACUGUCGGGUGCAUAUGCAAUAUCUUCACCUAUUGUAGGAUGGGUCAGUGGGAAUGUGGAAAAUAAGUAUCCCCUUAUGAUAAUUGGUUUGAUACUUGUCACUAUUGCCAUGCUUCUGUUGGGCCCUUCCGAUAUUUUGCCAUUACAAGGGAGUGUAUGGCUUUCGAUUGUUUCCUUGAUUUUGAUGGGGUUUUCCUUUGCUGCUGCCUAUGUCCCUACAUUUGAAAGCAUGUUUAUUGCAGCUAUGAAUGGUGGUUUAGAAGAUGACAUUAAUACUUACAGUGUUGUAUCUGGCUUAUGGAACAGCAUGUACUCUUUGGGUGAAGUAACUGGUCCUUCACUGGGAGGGAUUCUGUCUGAUUUUUUUACCUUUCCUGAAGCUUCUACUCUUAUGGCUCUUUGUACCUUAGCUGCGUUUCUGGUUGCUUUGGUGGCUUGGUGGAAUCCUUGUGAAUGUUUUGGGCCUUACAGCCUUAUUGAGGAUGCUGAAGAAAAGUUGGCAUCAUCGGCUGAGAAUUCUGAAGAGACUGAUCGCGUUCCUUCUCGCGAGCAAACACCACUUCAGGAUGGAAACGUUCACACUUACGGCAGCUUGUGGGAAGAUAAGAAAAAUCCUGUUGUAUAAAUAGGUUUGAAUGUCACCAUGAAACUCUUGGACUGCCCUUUAGAACUUUUAUUAUAUCAAAAGAAAUUAUUAUUUAUAUAAUAAAUGUGAAUAGUAUCUUCCUAUGCUCAAUAUUACUAUUUUUAAUGUACGUUUUUAUAUCAUUCAUUUGGUUCAUAUUUAUUCCAAGUACAUUAUAUGAAAGUAUGUGUUUACAAUAUGAACUUCUUAAACAUUUCUUUAUGUUUAAAAAUGUAAGUCCUAAUAGUAUUUUGAUGUAUAAAUUGUUUAAAUUUUAAGCUGUUUUGGUGUUUGUAUAAUUAUGUUAGAUCUUAUUAAGUGACGCUGCAUAUUUUAAUCAGUGUUAUUGUACAAGUGUUAAAAUUGGUUCUUUUUUCUAAUAUAUGAUGCCAUAAUAUCUCAGCAUUAUAAUUUUAUUGUAGGAAAUUUUAAAUAUGUAAAUGAUAUUAGUUAUUUAAUAAAAUAUGCUUGAAAAUGAAUUGUUGAUUAUGAUAAAAUUAUAGAAUAAAAAAAAGUUAGUAUCAUGUAAUGGAUGAAUUAUUAUUUCUUCUUUUAUGGCCUGUUAAUUUAUAUUCUUUUUGUUUUGGUUAGUGCACUAUAAACACAGUGUUUCAGUUGAUUAAGUGAAACACUGUGUUUAUAGUGAGUUGAUCAGAUUAUUAUUAAAUUAAGUGCUUUUCCCCCUUUCUCUUUUUUCUUUUUUAUAAAACUUCUUGUUAUUAGUAGCAUUUAAUCUAAUUUCUGAUUCUCUUUGUUAAGCCAGAUUUUGAAAAUUAUUCAACCAUUUCAUACUUUUAAUGAUAACAAAAGACACUAAUACAGCAUCUGUAAAAGAUGUAUGUAUAUGACUAUGAUGUAUGUGAAAGUUUAUCUCUAAAAUUUAAGAUUAUGUGUGUAAAAAAUUGAACUUACCUAAGCUCAUUUGUUACAUGUACCAAUUUUUAAAGAUUAUAAUAGUAAGAAAUUCCUUAUUUUCUGCUCUGCAUCAUAACUAUAUAUGGUGAUUUAUAUUUAUAUUCAUCAUAACUAUGUAUGUUACAUUUUCAGAUUUUUCAAUUUAUACCUUUUUAUACAUGAAUAAAAAAUACAAACAUUUUCAGGUCUUUUAAAAAAUGGCAUGUAUAUGUGGAAAUUCAUUUUAAAAUCUUAAAUCCAAAUCAUGAUGUAAUGUCAAUAUUCUCACUUAUAGAAGUUAUCAGGUUUAAAUAACAAGGUAUAUUUUCAUAAGAAAUGGAACCUUGAUCUAUCAUCGAUAGGGGGAUUUAAAUAAUAAUUUCCUAAAACAGUACAGAUAUUUAUGAGUAUGUAAAAGUAUGAAGAAACUAAAAUAUAACUUAAAAAAAGAUUUUUCAGAUGUAUUGAUGAUGCAGUAGAAUAUUUUGCUAGUACAAAUGUAAAUGCUUAUCAGACUGAACUCAGGAAUUAUUCCCUGAAGGCAUAUAAAAUGUUAUUAGUUUGUAUGUACUCCCUCCACAUUUCUCAUAUAACUUUUCAAGCAACAGUAUUGUUGCUGAAUGAUUCUCAGACAGUAUCUUGAGUUACUGAUUGAGGUUUCUAUGCUUCCAUCUUGUAGUUAUGUCUUUUUUAUUCUUUUAUUUGUGCAUAUUCUUCAAUUCUGUGUGUAUGUAAAGUUAAAACUUGUGGCUUUUUUUCCUGUACAUUUAAUGAAGUUAAAAUAUUCUUGAAAGUGUUCAUUCUGUUGGUAAAUGUUAUUCUGAUGAUGCUUGUCUUCCUUUCUUCCCUUUCACUAAUAUUUUUCUUAUCAAAAAACUUAGAAUUCAGUGCUGUUAAAUAUAAUUUUAUGUAAGCUUUUAUAUGAAUAUUAAGGGUUUCUUUUAGCUACCUUUAAUAUUUAAUUUGUCUAUAUAUAUUUUUUCAUCUUAUUACAAAUAAUCUUUAUAAAGCCUGUUUCUAGAUUUUGAAAUUCAUUAUUUUGCAUAUUUUA
Stegodyphus dumicola is the source of this 4555-nucleotide messenger RNA. RefSeq names its product MFS-type transporter SLC18B1-like. Gene Ontology annotation, biological process: transmembrane transport. Lineage: Eukaryota; Metazoa; Arthropoda; Arachnida; Araneae; Eresidae. Gene Ontology annotation, molecular function: transmembrane transporter activity. The record is from RefSeq and is a predicted model, not a curated record.